Messenger RNA from Solanum tuberosum (potato), 789 nucleotides. RefSeq lists its product as uncharacterized. Gene Ontology annotation, molecular function: protein dimerization activity. The record is from RefSeq and is a predicted model, not a curated record. The coding region runs from base 1 to 789 and encodes 262 amino acids. The transcript has a single exon. Lineage: Eukaryota; Viridiplantae; Streptophyta; Magnoliopsida; Solanales; Solanaceae.
AUGAUCUUAGUACAUGUUUACAAAAAAAAGGAGCGAGACAUUGCAAAUGCCAUGCUACUUGUUAAAGUGGCCAAGAGAAGGCUGCAAGAGUUGAGGGAAAAUGAAAGAUGGGAUUUAUUUGUUGUUGAGGUUUCUGCAUUUUGUAUCAAGUAUAAUAUUGUGGUGCCUAAUUUUGAUGAGCCGUAUGUUACUUCUGAAAGAUCACGGUGUAAAUCUGCUGAUUAUACUGUUUUUCAUCAUUAUCGUGUUGAAGUAUUUUGUAAAAUAAUUGAUUGGCAAUUGCAAGAACUCAAUGAUCAUUUUGAUGAGGUAACAACCGAGUUUCUUUAUGGAGUUGCUUGUUUGAAUCCGGUAAACUCAUUUUCAAGUUUUGAUAUCCAGAAAAUAAUGAGAAUGGCUGAAUUAUAUCCUGAUGACUUUGAUGAACUUAGCAUGUGUGCACUUGAGAAUCAACUAGAAAAUUACAUUAUUGAUGUCCGUGAUAUCGAUAAAAGGUUCUCUGAUUUACAUGGGAUUUGUGAUCUUUCAAAAAGAUUGGUUCAGACAAAAAAACAUUCAUGUUAUCCUCUUAUAUUUGGUUUGGUGAAAUUCGCUUUGCUUCUACCAGUUGCCACUGCAUCCGUUGAAAGAGCUUUUUCGGGAAUGAAAUUUAUUAAGAAUGAGUUGCGAAGUCGAAUGAAUGAUGACUUUUUCAGCGGUUGCAUGGUUCCUUUUAUGGAGAAGGAUAUGUUUAAGGAUGUUUCAAUGGAUGAUAUUAUUUUGUCUUUUCAAGCAAUGAAACCUCGUUGA